AUGGAGCGCCACAAGCAGGCCGUGACCAAGAUCGCGGCCGCCGUCCGCGGCUUCUUCGACAAGCGCGAGCCGUACCGCAUCCUCCACGGCUCGACCAACAGCACGCGGCCGCGGCCGGGCCAGGCCGGCACCGUCGACAUCAGCUCUCUGCGCAACGUGCUCUCGGUGGACCGCGCCACGCGCACCGCGCUCGUCGAGCCCAACGUGCCCAUGGACCGGCUCGUCGAGGCGACGCUGCCUCACGGGCUGGUGCCGCCCGUCGUCAUGGAGUUUCCCGGCAUCACCGCCGGCGGCGGCUACGCGGGCACCGCGGGCGAGAGCUCGUCGUUUCGCCACGGCUUCUUUGACGACACCAUCAAUUACGUCGAGAUGGUGCUCGGCAACGGCGAGGUGGUGCGCGCCUCGCGCGAGGAGCGCGCUGACCUGUUUCGCGGCGCUGCCGGCGCCGUCGGCACACUCGGCGUCACGACGCUCAUGGAGCUGAAGCUCGUCGAGGCGAGAAAGUUUGUGCAGACGACGUACCACCGCACCAGCUCCGUGGCCGAGGCUGUCGCGCGCGUCCGCGCAGAGACGGAGAACCCAGCCAAUGACUAUGUCGACGGCAUCCUCUUCUCAAAGGACCACGGCGUCGUCGUCACUGGCCGCAUGACCGACGACAUCCCCGCCGACCGCAAACCCCAGACCUUUUCCCGCGCCCUCGACCCCUGGUUCUACCUGCACGCCCGCGACCGCACAAAAGCCCUGCCCUCUGCAGCCUCCACAACCGGCAACGGCGGCAGCAGCAGCGACGCCGUGGCAGACGCCAACACCUCCUAUACCGACUACGUACCGCUCGCCGAGUACCUGUUCCGCUACGACCGCGCGGGCUUCUGGGUCGGCGCCCAGGGAUGGACCUACUUCAAGCUGAUGCCCUUUAACAAGUGGACGCGCUGGUUCCUCGACGACUUUAUCCACACGCGCAUGAUGUACCGUGCGCUGCACGCCAGCGGCGAGUCGGCGCGCUUCGUCGUCCAGGACCUGUCCCUGCCGUACCCCAACGCCGAGGCCUUUGUCGACUACACGGCCGACAAGUUUAACAUUUGGCCUCUGUGGCUGUGUCCGCUCAAGCCCACCCAGCAGCCGACGUUUCAUCCGCACACGGGCCUCACCGAGCCUGCCGGCACCACCGCGUCCGGUUCGCCCGCCGCCGCCGCCGCCGCCGCCACGACGACGGCCGAGACGCAGCCGGCGCCCAUGCUCAACAUUGGCCUCUGGGGCUGGGGCCCCGCCGACUUUGACGAGUUUGUCGACAAGAACCGCCAUCUCGAGACCAAGCUGCAGGAGCUCGGCGGCCGCAAGUGGCUGUACGCGCACACGUACUACUCCGAGGAUGACUUCUGGACCAUCUACGACAAGCCCUGGUACACGGCGCUGCGGCAAAAGUACGGCGCCACCACGCUGCCCACCGUCUACGACAAGGUCAAGAUUGACGUCGAGGCCAACCGCCGCAAGAGGCAGCAGACGACACAGUCGCUCAAGGGCAAGUGGCCCGUCGGCGGUCUGUACGGUAUCUGGAAGGCCAUUCAGAGUGGCGAUUAUCACCUGCAUAGACGAGCCGAGUGGAAGCACAAGGAGAAGAAUUAA
Molecule: messenger RNA, 1623 nt
Organism: Beauveria bassiana ARSEF 2860
Lineage: Eukaryota; Fungi; Ascomycota; Sordariomycetes; Hypocreales; Cordycipitaceae
Product: FAD binding domain-containing protein
Exons: 1
Coding region: 1-1623 (540 amino acids)
Biological process (GO): steroid metabolic process
Cellular component (GO): membrane; cytoplasm
Molecular function (GO): Delta24(24-1) sterol reductase activity; FAD binding
Source: RefSeq, a predicted model, not a curated record